UUAUUUUGAAAGCAAGCCGCUAGAAUUGACUUCCGGUCAUGUUGUGUAAAACUUGCGUGAGGAAGUUGCAGUACUUGUUUGAACGUUUGGAAAGGUUAACGCACCACAAAAAUGUUGGCAUCGAGUUUCAGGGACUGCAAGGCCUGGUGUGCAGAAGGUCUCCCCCUGUCCACCAGCAGCAAUGAGGCUUGCAAACUCUAUGACGCCAUACUCACCCAGUAUGUGAAAUGGCAGAAUGAUGAAAACGUGGGAGGAUUUGAAGGAAGCAUUUCUGCUAUUCAGGCAGCUGACCCCAACUUUGUCAUGGGUCAUGUGAUCAGUACGGGGCUGGAGCUGGUGUCGACGGCGAGCUCCACUCGUCUGAAUCAGCGGUUGGCCGGCGCUGUGAGGCGAACCGUGGAGCUGGCCAACAGCCAGGCCCUCUCCCCCAGAGAGAGGCUCCACGUCACGGCCAUGGAGCACUUCUCCCACGGACAAUUUUCAAAGGCCUGCAACGUCUGGGAGGACAUUCUGGUGGAUCACCCCACUGAUAUGCUGGCUCUCAAGUUUUCUCAUGACGGUUACUUCUACAUGGGAGCCCAAGCCCACCUCAGGGACUCUGUGGCCAGGGUGCUGCCCUACUGGAAACCACACAUGCCUUUCUUCAGCUACCUGAAGGGAAUGUAUUCCUUUGGUCUCAUGGAGACGCACUUCUACGACCAGGCUCUGAAAGUAGCCAUGGAGGGCCUCGCCAUGACUCCGGAGGACGCCUGGUCCGUUCACUCUGUGGCCCACGUUUAUGAGAUGAAAGCCGAGGUGGACAAAGGCUUGAAAUUCAUGGAAAGUAGAGAGAAAGACUGGCAGGUGUCUGACGUGCUGGCCAGUCAUAACUAUUGGCACUGGGCUCUAUACUUCAUCGAGAAGGGGCAAUACGAAGCCGCGCUGCAGAUCUACGAUUCUCAGGUAAUCAGACGCUGCAAAGCAACAGGAUCCAUGUUGGACACCGUAGACGCCAGUUCAAUGCUGUGCAGACUGGAAAUGGAGGGUGUGUGCGUGAAGGACCGUUGGCAGGAGCUGCUCCAGGUGACGCGCCCGCACACCGACGACCACGUGACCCUGUUCAACGACGCCCACUUCCUCAUGGCAUCGCUGGGAGCCAAGGACAGCGGCACCUCUCGGCGUCUGCUGGAAGGCCUCCAGGAAUUGGCAAAAGAGCCGGGGGACAAUCAACAGCAUCAUUUGGCAGCGUCUCUAGGUGUGUCGGUGUGCGAGGCCAUGAUGGAGUACGACCAGGGCAACUACGAUCGGACCGUGGACCUUCUGUACCCUCUACGCUAUCGGGUGGUAGAAAUGGGUGGGAGUGAUGCACAGAGGGACAUCUUCAAUCAGCUGCUCAUUCAUGCGGCCAUAAAAUCGGAGAACAAGCACCAUCAGAAAAUGGGAAGAUGUCUUGUACUCGAGCGCGAUGCCAUGAGGCCGAACUCCCCUCUGACGGGUCGUCUGAUGCAGAGGGCUUUGGCUCUUCACAACUAGGAGGACUGAUUGCAAGCUGCUCCGGGGAGUUCUCAUGCUAAUACAGUCAUCAUCCUAGUCUGAUGGGCCAGAGUUUAGGUUGCAUCCAAAACUUUCCACUGCAAUGCUUUUUGAAUCUAGAUCUUGGUGCUCUUGUACCUGCAGACCAUUUAAGCUUUGUACGUGACAUUAUACCACAUAAAUACAUACAUUCUUUGGAAUAAAGCCAAUCCUAAAGUCAUGUCCAAUAAUGAUUGAGUAACACAAAAGAUGCAAUACACUUUUAAAGCGGCAGACACGCUCACAUUCAAAAUGUAUUCGACGUCGCUGUGACACAGCAGCAAUAAAAAAGAUGCCCUUGCCCAUGUCAGACAAGUACUGC
Molecule: messenger RNA, 1873 nt
Organism: Pungitius pungitius (ninespine stickleback)
Lineage: Eukaryota; Metazoa; Chordata; Actinopteri; Perciformes; Gasterosteidae
Gene: ttc38
Product: tetratricopeptide repeat domain 38
Exons: 14
Coding region: 112-1512 (466 amino acids)
Molecular function (GO): protein binding
Source: RefSeq, a predicted model, not a curated record